AUGAAUCUGACGUGUAACAACACGUUGGAGCAUCUGAGAAUCGAACCCGGUGACGAGAUCGAAAUCGUCGGGCACCUCACCUUCCACGAGCUCGCCCGCAUCAUCGGCGCAGCAUGUACCCUGAUAGCCGUCAUGCUCAGCGUCUACCUCGCGUGGAUGCACGCCCUCCACUACACCAAACCUCGUGAACAACGAUACAUUAUUCGCAUCCUCUUCAUGGUCCCAGUUUACGCCAUCUCCUCCUUCCUGCAGAUCCAGUGGUACCGACAUGCCAUCUACUUUCAAGUUAUCUCAGACUGCUACGAGGCUUUCGCCAUUGCCUCCUUCUUCGCCCUACUCUGCCACUAUGUCGCCCCGGACCUGCACUCCCAAAAGGAAUUCUUCCGCAACAUGCGGCCCGUAAAGCCCUGGGUCAUGCCCGUCAACUGGUUCGCCGCCUGCUGUGGUGGCCAACGCGGUCCUUGGCGUACCCCCAAGAGCGGCCUCACCUGGUUCAACAUCAACUGGAUCGGCGUCUACCAGUACUGCUUUGUCCGCGUUGCUAUGACCGUUUCCGCAGUCGUUUCCCAGUACUUCGAAAAGUAUUGCGAAAGCUCCAACAGCCCCAUAUUUGCUCACAUUUGGAUCAUUGUCCUCAACGCGCUUGCCGUCACAGUUGCCAUGUUUUGUCUGAUCCAGGUCUAUGUCCAGCUCAAAGAACCCCUCAAGGAACAGAAGCUCUUGAUCAAGAUCGUCGCCAUCAAACUCGUCGUCUUCCUGUCCUUCUGGCAGGCUUCUGCCAUUUCCGUCGGCACCUCGACUUUGCACAUUGUCCAUGCCAACAAGGUGCUUGCGUAUCCCGAUAUCAAGGUCGGCAUCCCUGCGCUUUUACUCUGCGUUGAAAUGGCUGUCUUUGCUCUGCUUCAUCUUUGGGCUUUCCCCUACAAGCCAUACACUCAGUACGGUGCUACACCACGCUACUACCCCAACCCUGACCUGCAAAAGGGCGACAACAGGGCUCUCCCUAACGAACUUGAGGGCUCUCAGGGUGGCUUCUUGGGCUUUGCUGCCCUCUGGGACGCCAUGAACGUCUGGGACUUUAUCAAGGCCUUUGGCCGCGGUAUGCGCUGGCUCUUCUGUGGUAUCCGCCGCCGCAAGGAGGACAUUAGCUACCGCCGCCAAGACGCCCACGACAUGGACAAUCUCGACGAGCACAAGGGCAAAGACUCCUCCUAUGACGCUUACCGCCCCGGCACUACCAUGGAGGAGCCACCUGUGGGCGGCGAGAACCCAUACGUCGGCAAGGCACCUGUCCGCCCGACCCGCGAAGGCGACCUCGGUGUGGCUGUCACCAGCGGUGAGGAGAGCGCCGGCCUCAUGCAGCACGCCCAGACAAACCCGCGCUCGCGGCCCUUUGGCAGUGGAAGUGACGACUCAAGAAGUAACUCCCCGCCCCGUACACAGGUCCACGAGCCGUAUCUUCAGCCAUAUGAGGCCCGCUACAACAACAGUCCGCGACCGCAAGAACAGCACCCAUCCGCGCAGAGACCCAGCGGGCAGCCACCCGCGGCUUGGCCGCAAGACCCGUAUGCCUCGCAGCAGCAGUACCACCAGGCCGAGGAACAUGGUGUCAUUGGCCAGGCGAUGUGGCAGCCUCCUCCGCAGGGGCGCUAA
Cordyceps fumosorosea ARSEF 2679 is the source of this 1653-nucleotide messenger RNA. RefSeq lists its product as hypothetical. The record is from RefSeq and is a predicted model, not a curated record. Gene Ontology annotation, biological process: transport. Gene Ontology annotation, molecular function: transporter activity. The coding region runs from base 1 to 1653 and encodes 550 amino acids. The transcript has 4 exons. Lineage: Eukaryota; Fungi; Ascomycota; Sordariomycetes; Hypocreales; Cordycipitaceae.